Messenger RNA from Trichoderma asperellum CBS 433.97, 1233 nucleotides. RefSeq lists its product as uncharacterized. Gene Ontology annotation, cellular component: cytosol. The record is from RefSeq and is a predicted model, not a curated record. NCBI's taxonomy places the organism in Eukaryota, Fungi, Ascomycota, Sordariomycetes, Hypocreales, Hypocreaceae. Gene Ontology annotation, molecular function: anthranilate phosphoribosyltransferase activity. Gene Ontology annotation, biological process: L-tryptophan biosynthetic process.
AUGUCAAACACAGGCAGUGGGCAAGAUGCCCUUCCUCCGGUCAACCUCAAGCCGCUGUUGACCAAGCUCUGGCCAACGGACAAUGCAGUGACGCCCGAUGAGAUCGCAGAGGCAAUCUCUCAUUUCUUCACAAACCAGGUGACAGAAGCCCAGACAGCUUCUCUCCUCAUGGCUCUCCAUUUCACCAAGCUCGACUACAAGGCGGACGUUUUAGAGCGUUGCGCCUAUGUAAUGAGAAAAGCCGCAGCGCCCAUUCCGGUCCAGGAGCUCCAGAGUGUCAUUGAGGCGCGGGGAAGAAAAGAGGGCACGUACAAGGGCGGACUGUGCGAUAUUGUUGGCACUGGAGGCGACUCUCACGACACCUUCAAUGUCAGUACAACUUCCUCAAUUCUUGCGUCUUCGCUGCUUCUGGUCUCCAAACACGGCAACAAGGCAAGCACAUCUAAAUCAGGCAGUGCCGACAUGGUCAACUGCAUGAAGCCUCGGGCGCCUAUUAUUAGCGCCGUGAAGCCGGACACCCUGGUCAAGGUCUACUCCAAUACAAACUACAGCUUCCUCUUCGCCCCAGUCUUCCACACUGGCAUGCGCUACGUAGCUCCUAUCCGGAAGCAGCUCCCCUGGAGAACUAUUUUCAACAACUUGGGUCCAUUGGCAAAUCCGGUGGAGGACGUGUUGGAAGCUCGAGUUAUCGGUGUCGGAAGACGAGAUCUCGGCCCCGCUUUUGCCGAAGCCUUGAGAGUUGCUGGCUGCCACAAGGCAUUGAUUGUCUGUGGAGAAGAGGAAUUAGAUGAAAUUAGCUGUGCAGGCAAUACGCUCUGCUGGAUGCUGAAAGAAAAGUCUCCUGGAGGAGAGACAGUGGUCGAGCAUUUCAAAGUCCACCCCAGUGACUUUGGCGUCCGCACCCACGCCUUACACGAGGUGUCCUCCGGAAAGGAGCCUCAAGAAAAUGCGGAUAUUCUCGUUCGCAUCUUGAAAGGCGAACUUCCCCUGGAUGAUCCGGUCGUCGAGUUCGUUUUGAUCAAUACUGCAGCCCUUCUUGUCGCAUCUGGUAUCUGCGAGGCGGAUACCAGUGACAUGGGCCAUGGCGAUGAUGGAAAUGUCAUCAAAGAACGUGGCCCGGGAGGCCAACGUUGGAAGGAAGGUGUUCGAAGAGCUAAGUGGGCUAUCACUAGUGGUGAGGCCUGGAGACAGUGGCAAGCGUUUGUCGAUGUUACCAAUGAGAUUGGAAACUAG